Molecule: messenger RNA, 924 nt
Organism: Dovyalis caffra
Lineage: Eukaryota; Viridiplantae; Streptophyta; Magnoliopsida; Malpighiales; Salicaceae
Source: the annotation of a GenBank genome assembly
AUGGGGACGCCAGAGACUUCUAGAGAGCCGUGUCCAGACCGUAUUCUGGACGACAUCGGCGGCGCUUUUGGCAUGGGCGCUGUUGGCGGCUCCGCUUUCCACUUCAUAAAAGGUGUCUACAACUCUCCCACCGGUGAACGUCUUAUUGGCGGCACACAAGCCGUUCGUAUGAACGCGCCGCGUGUUGGAGGCAGCUUCGCCGUGUGGGGAGGCCUCUUCUCCGCCUUUGACUGUUCGAUGGUCUACCUCCGCCAGAAGGAGGAUCCGUGGAAUUCCAUCAUAGCCGGCGCCGCCACUGGAGGCUUCCUCUCCAUGCGGCAAGGGCUCGGAGCCUCCGCUCGCUCAGCUGCAUUUGGUGGCGUUCUCCUGGCUUUGAUAGAAGGAGCUGGAAUUAUGCUGAACAAGGUUAUGAGUGAUCAACAGAGUAUGCCUAUGAUGAUUGAAGAAGACCCCAUGGCUGCUAUGGCUGGUGGUGGGCCUGGAGGGUUCCCCAUGGGCCAGACCCAAGAGCCUGAGUCGGGUUCGUGGUUCGGUGGGUGGUUUGGUGGAGAGAAGAAGAACAAGGAAUCGACGGCGGGAAGUAGUAAGACGGAGAUUUUGGAGAGUUUUGAUGCACCACCAGUGCCAACUUUCGAGUACAAGGAUACAAGCCAUGAUGUAAAAUCUGGAGCUGAUGCUCUCCUCAAUAACAGAACCAUCUCUUCACUCCAGCAAAAUACUGAUAGGAUUAUCCUCUUUACCGGUUUAUUCUCAGUGAUCUUGUUAGUGGGCCUGACCAUCUUCAGUGGUUGCCUCGUCUUCUGUUCCACAAUGAAGAGGCUUGCUCCUCAAGAAUACCCUUCUUUAAUGAUUUCUGAACAAUGGUUGCUUUCGUGGGAUUGCGUUGAGCAAAAGGUUGGGAAAGUUUGGCUGGGGGGAGAGUGA